This is a messenger RNA of Larimichthys crocea (large yellow croaker), 3874 nucleotides long. It is a transcript of the gene adora2aa, whose product is annotated as adenosine A2a receptor a. NCBI's taxonomy places the organism in Eukaryota, Metazoa, Chordata, Actinopteri, Sciaenidae. Gene Ontology annotation, cellular component: plasma membrane. Gene Ontology annotation, molecular function: G protein-coupled adenosine receptor activity. The coding region runs from base 580 to 1932 and encodes 450 amino acids. The transcript is spliced from 3 exons. The record is from RefSeq and is a predicted model, not a curated record. Gene Ontology annotation, biological process: adenylate cyclase-activating G protein-coupled receptor signaling pathway; G protein-coupled adenosine receptor signaling pathway.
GUGAGAGAGAGACUCAUCUGUCAUACACCACACACAGUUAUUUCUCCCUGUGCAGCAGCAGGAUCGAGUGGUCAGGUUGUGAGUGUGUUUAUUUUCUGGAUUAAAAUAGUGUCAAAUCGUUUGCGUAAUAUAUUUUUUUAAUCAUCACGUCUCACAUCAGACAUUACAUCAUAUGUCAUAUUUGUCGGACGGACGUGACGGACAAAGCGACAUAAUGUUCCGGUGGUGUGCAUUGUUGGCAUCAUCUCAACUCCUCAAGAAGUUCAUGGGAAAACGUUUCUAAGGGGAAGGACCUGAAGGGAGACCACAACAGACAAGCUUUCCACCAGGAGAGAAUGGAAGCGACUGUGUCCCGUGUGUGAGCUGAGGAGAGAUGACAGCUCCAUCUGAAGCUGAAUAAAGUUUAGUUUGAGCUGAGUUAGUGUGAGGGAGUUGGCACAGCUGCUUGGAGGGUCUGGUGGAUGUUUCUCAAAGUGUUGGGGGUGAGGAAGCUGAGCUCAGCGGCUGCCAGGCUGCAGCUAUGGUUGUUGAGGUCAGGUUUCCUCUCUCCUCAUCAGUGACCUUGCCAGUUGUCUCACCAUGCCGGACAACCCUGCUUCCUUCACCUUCAUCCUCUACAUUGUCCUGGAGCUGCUGAUUGCUGUGUUCUCCGUGCUGGGCAAUGUGCUGGUCUGUUGGGCCGUGUGCCUAAACAGCAACCUGCAGAGCAUCACCAACUUCUUUGUGGUGUCCCUGGCUAUAGCCGACAUCGCCGUGGGUGUUCUGGCUAUUCCCUUCUCCAUCGUCAUCAGCACUGGCUUCUGCUCCAACUUCUAUGGUUGCCUGUUCCUCGCCUGCUUUGUGCUGGUCCUCACCCAGAGCUCCAUCUUCAGCCUGCUGGCCAUCGCUAUAGAUCGCUACAUCGCAAUCAAGUUGCCACUCAGGUACAACAGCUUGGUGACAGGUCAGAGGGCACAGGGCAUCAUCGCCAUCUGCUGGGUUUUAUCCAUCAUCAUUGGUUUGACCCCCAUGAUGGGCUGGCACAAGCUGACCGAGAGCGCCAACAGCACCUGCUCGCCCGGCCUGAUGAAGUGCCUGUUUGAGGAAGUGGUAGUCAUGGAGUAUAUGGUCUACUUCAACUUUUUUGCUUGUGUACUCAUUCCCCUGCUGCUAAUGCUGGCCAUCUACCUGUGUAUCUUCAUGGCAGCUCGCCACCAGCUCAAGCUGAUCGAAGUGAAAGCUUUUCAUGGGGAGAAGUCGCGCUCCACGCUGCAGAAAGAAGUCCAGGCUGCCAAGUCCCUGGCCAUCAUUGUCGGGCUGUUUGCGGUCUGCUGGCUGCCUUUACACAUCAUCAACUGUUUCACACUCUUCUGUCCUGAGUGUGCUCGUCCUCAGCCCUGGAUCAUGUAUGUGGCCAUUAUUCUCUCCCACGCCAACUCUGUAAUCAACCCCUUCAUCUAUGCCUAUCGCAUCCGGGAAUUCCGACAGACCUUCCGGAAGAUUAUCCGGCACCACGUCCUGGGCCAGCAAGAGAUGUAUGAGAGCAGCAGCAGUAUGCGCCAAUCCACACACAACAGCAUCACUGACUCCAUCAGACUCAAAGCAAACGGCCGCAGCUUUGACCUUUUCACUGAACACAGCACCGGUAGCUGUGAAAGCACCUACCACUGCCCUGCUCACAUCUCUCCUGUAGGCAGCGGUCUGAUGGCAGUAUCCCACCCCCCUCUGUCAGUGGUCAUCUCGCACUGUCCUAGGACAGGCCCGUGUCCAUUACAAGCCCUUAGGCAAAUGCCCAUAGGUCAUCAUCUACAGUAUGCGGAGGAGCAGCAUGACUGUACUGCACUCGAAGUCGUGGAAGAGAAGGACAAACAGAACCUUGAUUGUGCCCAGGUCACAUCACUGUUCAACAAGCAGAACAAGAGCUGCUUUAGUGAGCUAGCAAUGAUGUCCUGACGUAUGCAGGAGGGGCCAUUCACUGCUAUCCAGGAGCCAGUAACAUUUCAACAUCACAUCAGCAGCAACUCUCUAAGCAUCGGGAUAAGUCCUGAUCUGAAAUGGCAGCAAUGUGAACAGAAAAUGGACAUUGAAUGCUGAGACACAAACAUGUCUCCACUAUAUAGUGACUUCCUAACAGACUAGAAGGUUGCAGGCGCUGCCAAGAAGACUGGUUUAAAUUGACUGAGCAGCUGUUGCUUCCAUCUUUAAGGUGCAGGCAUUUCACAACCAUCACAAAUGGUUUGGUAUUAAUUUCAAUAAAGAAGAGCACCAAAUGCUUUUGCUUCCUCUUUGCAAAUAGUUCAACACAAAUGUACUUUGACCAGGGACAGUAUGGCUCUAUCACCGUCCUAACACAUUAAAAAUGGACAAAGUAUUGAUGGUUGCCUUUAUAGGAAGUCUCUCUCUGUUAAACUGCAAGUUGGAAAUAAUAUACCAUGUGUGAGAAUUGAUUUCAUCCUGUUAUUUCUGGUCUGAAUAGAUCGAGGAUAAAAAUCCAUCCAUCCAUUUUCUGUAACUGCUUAUCCUCAUCAGGGUCACAUUGUGGCUUCAGCCUAUACCAGCUGACUUUGGGUGAAAGGUGGGGUACACCCUGGAGUUGCCAGCUCAUCACAGGACACAUAGCGACAAAAGCUAAAAUGUUGAUUUAUACAUUUUUUAGGGACAUGGAUGUGAACGCUUUCACCUUGUACCACUAACACUGCCAUGGUUCAUGGACAGAGGAUUAUUUCUUAGCACCAUAAUUUGUACCAGUUUUCGAUUCACUCCCUCCUGUGGACCUGUGAGGUGCAGAGACUGAGCCACUAUCCUGCCUAUCAAAGUUCAGGCUCUGCAGAAAGUUAAACAUUUUUCACAUUUUCCUUUCUCUCACGUUGUAAUUCAGUCACAUAGCAGAGAUUUAAAUGGCUACUGAUUUCAUCAUUGGUACUGUGGCCCGUGUGCUGUUUCUAAUUGGACUGAGAACAAGAACAGUACUUUCUCUGGUGACAGAAUGGUUCAUGUGUCUGCAGGUGUGUUUCACAUUUUCAAAAGCAAAGCCUGAGGCUGGUAAAGUAACGCAGAAAUGUAACUGUUUAUUUUUGUUUGUGCGACAAUGUGACUUGAUUGUAGGUUUAUUUAAGUUAUGUUCAUGUAAAUGUUGACUUGCGAGUUUGACGAGUGAUGGGAAACGUUUUGAAGAGCAUUGUAAGUUAUUACAUUUUAAAUCAAACAUUUUUCAUUUCUCCUGAUGAAUUCAUCCUCAAUCCAGUGCAGCUAUUGCCUUCUGUGUUCUCACAAACAGGCUAGCACAAAGUUUUGUCUCUGAAUAAAUCCUUUUACAUUUUCAAAAUGCACUUUAUUUGUAUUCAGCAAUGACCACAAAAUGUUCCCAGUCAUUAUUCAGUAGCUGCAGGAACAACGCCAGCCUUCCCAUUGGGUUUUCGCCACGCAGGGUCAUGUUUCAUAUCAGAUUCAGAUGAGAUCUGGUUUGCUCUUUCUGGGAAAUAGUUAGUUAAGCAGUCAAACUAUCUUUGGAGUGCUUUAUUUUCCCAGCUUUUAUCAAAGUUCCCCUGUGAGCUCAGGUUACAGGGCACAGGGCCCACUUCUUUUUGAAAGCUUCCCCCAGGGGUCUUCAGUGCUUUUUUAAAGAUUUGCCGCAGAGACCUCCCUCGUCCUCGUGCUCUGCUGUUGUCCUGCGUGGUAACAUCUUGUCUCCUCAGCUGGGUCAUGUAAAGGUUAUGAUGCAGAGUUUUAGGCUCGAUUGGAGAUCUAGUGAGAAAGCUCGUCGUAGUUUGACAUUUUGUGAUUUGCUUUCUUGCUGAUGAGAGGAUCAAAGCUUUCAUCUAGCUUCGCUUAGAACUAGACACAGAAAAACAUCCAGCAUGACUCUGUCCAAAGGAAACAACAUCUCUAGGCACUA